GCGACAUCACGUGACGAAGUUCCGAGUUUUCCAAACUGACUCAGUGUUGCUUCGCUUCGCGACCCGUACAGAAACGAUGGGCUUCCCGAGAGCUGCGGCAGCUGUGCUCUUACUGGCAGUUAUUCCAGUUUCACUUGCCACAAGUUCUUCAAAUUUUACUGUGGAUUACAAAAACAACUGCUUCCUUAAAGAUGGCCAGCCCUUCCGCUACAUUUCUGGCAGCAUCCACUACAGCAGGAUUCCUCGGGUCUACUGGAAGGACCGGCUACUAAAGAUGUACAUGGCAGGACUCAAUGCCAUCCAAACGUACAUACCAUGGAACUUCCACGAGCCCACACCCGGCCGCUACGACUUUUCAGGAGAUCGAAACCUGACGCACUUUCUUCAGCUGUGCAAGGACCUCGACCUGCUGGUCAUCCUCCGGCCAGGCCCGUAUAUCUGUGGCGAGUGGGACAUGGGUGGUUUACCUUCCUGGUUGUUAAAAAAGAAGGACAUCGUCCUCCGCUCAUCUGAUGCAGACUACAUUGCGGCUGUGGAUAGAUGGAUGGGGAAGUUGUUGCCUAUGAUUAAGCCUUACCUCUACCAGAAUGGAGGACCCAUCAUUACAGUACAGGUGGAAAAUGAGUACGGGAGCUACUUUGCCUGUGACUUUGAUUACCUGCGACACCUUGUCAAGCUGUAUCGUUCUCACUUGGGUGAGGAGGUGGUGCUGUUCAGCACAGAUGGAGCAGGCGUGGGCUACCUGAAGUGUGGGUCCCUGCAGGGCGUCUAUGCUACUGUAGACUUUGGGCCAGGUGGAAAUGUGACUGCAGCUUUUCAAGCCCAGAGACAUGCAGAACCUCAUGGACCUCUGGUGAAUUCGGAGUUCUAUACUGGGUGGCUGGAUCAUUGGGGUUCGCCUCAUUCUGUAACCUCCACAGCAAUUGUGGUCAAGUCCCUCAAUGAGAUACUGGAAAUAGAUGCCAACGUCAACCUAUACAUGUUUAUUGGUGGAACCAAUUUUGGCUAUUGGAAUGGUGCCAACACACCCUAUGCCCCCCAGCCUACCAGUUAUGACUAUGAUGCCCCCUUGACCGAGGCUGGGGACCUCACUGAAAAAUAUUUUGCCAUCCGCGAUGUCAUUAAAAAGUACAGGAAAAUACCAGAAGGCGUGGUGCCCCCAUCUACACCUAAAUUUGCAUACGGACAAGUGCCAAUGAAGAAGUUGCGGACAGUGUCGGAAUCUCUGGACAUCCUAUCAUUCUCUGGACCUGUCAAAACCCCUUACCCACUCACCUUUGAAGACCUUAAUCAGGCUUUUGGCUUUAUGCUGUAUCAGACCACACUUCCGGUAGACUGUCCAAAGCCCACUCCUUUGUCUUCUCCUCUAAACGGAGUGCAUGACCGUGCCUAUGUGACUGUUGAUGGGGUUGUUGCUGGAGUCCUGGAGAGGGACAAGGCCAUCAGCAUCAGCAUAACAGGCAAAACCGGCAGCCGUCUGGACAUCCUGGUGGAGAACAUGGGCAGGGUCAACUAUGGCAAAGACAUCAAUGACUUCAAGGGCCUGGUCUCUAACCUGACUCUCGGUGCUGACACACUCGCUAACUGGACCGUGUACAGUCUGAGUAUAGACGAGGCAGUGAAGAAAGGUCUCCUCUGGGAUAGUAGCUCUAUUCGGACCCCCGACACGGCACCCCCCACCACCCUCUCCCCACCAGCCUUCUAUGCCGGCUCUUUCAACAUUCCUGAUGACAUCCCUGAUCUCCCCCAGGACACCUACAUCCAGUUUCCGGACUGGAGGAAGGGCCAGGUGUGGAUUAACGGAUUUAAUCUGGGCCGCUACUGGCCGUCCCGUGGACCCCAGAUCACCCUCUUUGUGCCAGCGUAUCUUCUCAGCACCAGCGCUCCCAACAACAUCACGGUUUUGGAGCUGGAGGCAUCUCCCUGCUCCCCUGGUCCCUGCGUAGUCGAGUUCAUCAGCACUCCCAUUAUUAAUGGCACUACCAGAUACAUCAAGCCACUCAUGAGGGAACCGCUCAGCAAACAGGAUCUCUUUUAAAUCUCUGCUUUCUGCACUGUUUUCUGGGAAAUGUUUAAAUCUACAAUUCUGCAGUUCUAUUUUCAUUCCACCAAUUGAGCCAUAUGUGUGUAAUACUCGUUGUAGCAGUCUGAGACUUACAUAGUGCACUAUAGAGCACAUAAACCGAUGCCUAAGUAGUGCACUUUGUCUAAUUCAUAUUGAGUCACUGGGUUUAUACAUCACCAGAGGCUGUUGGCAUAAAAUUGAAUAGGAAAGAAAAAUGACAAUCUAUCCAGUGAGAUAUUUCACAAAGUGCGUUUUCUCAGUUGGCUGGAGACAUUUUAUUAUCUUUUAAUGUCUGUUCUCUUUACAUUGAGAUCAUGUAACAUCUACCUCACAGGGAUAUAUUUGUCGUAUUCUAAUGACAGCCUGCAGGAAACACUGGUUUACUUAAAGGGAACUUCUACUUUUAAUUCUUGACUGUCCUUAGCAGUUGUGUCUAUUCCAAUUACGUUGCUGCCACUUUGAAUCAUGGCUGAAUGACUCACUGUCGCUUGUCUACAGAGGACUUGUAACUUGAAUCAGGGAUCUUUUUUGAAGGCUUGCCUUUGGGAUGAAUAUAAAUUUUGUUUUGCACUUAUCUGUUGGGGUUUUGUAUGUGAAAUAAUAUGUUGUGCUGUUUUACAUGUCAAGGUUUAAGAGUCUGUAUUUUAUGUUGUAAUGCACUGAAAUUGAUUCACGGUUGUGCCAAUGUUGGAGAUUUUAGCAGUGAAUAAAAAAUCCAUUUCUUACUUGAA
This is a messenger RNA of Colossoma macropomum (tambaqui), 2796 nucleotides long. It is a transcript of the gene glb1, whose product is annotated as galactosidase, beta 1. NCBI's taxonomy places the organism in Eukaryota, Metazoa, Chordata, Actinopteri, Characiformes, Serrasalmidae. Gene Ontology annotation, molecular function: beta-galactosidase activity. The transcript has 16 exons. Bases 77 to 2038 code for a protein of 653 amino acids. Gene Ontology annotation, cellular component: vacuole. Gene Ontology annotation, biological process: carbohydrate metabolic process. The record is from RefSeq and is a predicted model, not a curated record.